Messenger RNA from Nestor notabilis (Kea), 1131 nucleotides. Its product is annotated as 1,25-dihydroxyvitamin D(3) 24-hydroxylase, mitochondrial. Gene Ontology annotation, biological process: glucocorticoid biosynthetic process; cholesterol metabolic process; cellular response to peptide hormone stimulus. The transcript has 9 exons. NCBI's taxonomy places the organism in Eukaryota, Metazoa, Chordata, Aves, Psittaciformes, Psittacidae. Gene Ontology annotation, molecular function: monooxygenase activity; iron ion binding; heme binding. Gene Ontology annotation, cellular component: mitochondrial inner membrane. Bases 88 to 1131 code for a protein of 347 amino acids. The record is from RefSeq and is a predicted model, not a curated record.
UUUCUCUUCCCAACCUCGCUGUUCUUAAUUCAAUCUAGGGAAGGAAAGGACUGGCAGAGGGUAAGAACUGCCUUUCAAAAGAAAUUGAUGAAACCCAGGGAAGUCGCGAAGCUGGAUACCACAAUCAACGAGGUCCUGGAAGACUUCAUGCACAGAAUAGAUGAGGUUUGUAACCACGAUGGACAAAUGGAAGAUGUCUAUUCAGAAUUCAACAAAUGGUCAUUUGAAAGUAUCUGUCUGGUGCUGUAUGGAAAGAGGUUUGGUCUCCUACAGCAGGAUGUAGAAGAAGAAAGUUUGAAAUUCAUCAAGGCUGUAAAAACGAUGAUGGCUACUUUUGGAAUGAUGAUGGUGACCCCUGUAGAACUUCACAAGGGUCUGAACACAAAAGUCUGGCAGGCUCACACGAAAGCAUGGGAUGAUAUAUUUAAAACAGCCAAGCACUCCAUUGACUGUCGACUGGAAAAACACUCUGCAAACCCUCAGGAGGAUUUCCUGUGUGACAUCUAUUCUGGAGGACAACUUUCCAAGAAGGAACUGUACGCUGCCAUCGCAGAGCUCCAGAUUGCUGGAGUUGAAACGACAGCUAAUAGUUUACUGUGGGCUUUGUAUAACAUUUCACGCAAUCCACACGUUCAGCAGAAGCUUUUCCAGGAAAUACAGAGUGUUUUGGCUGCUGAUGAGGGUCCAAGUGCUGAGAACCUGAAAAACAUGCCUUACCUAAAAGCAUGUCUGAAGGAAUCCAUGAGACUAACACCAUCGGUGCCAUUUACCACUCGCACCAUCGACACAGAAAUGGUUCUGGGAGAUUAUCAGCUGCCCAAAGGAACCAUACUAAUGAUAAAUAGCCAUGCCUUGGGUUGCAAUGAAGAGUACUUUAAUAGCUGGACUCAGUUUAAACCAGAGCGCUGGUUUCAGAAAAACUUAAUAAAUCCAUUUUCUCAUGUUCCAUUUGGCAUUGGGAAGAGGAUGUGCAUUGGACGCCGCGUUGCAGAGCUACAGCUUCACUUGGCUCUUUGCUGGCUCAUUCGCAAAUACGAAAUUGUAGCAACUGAUGACAAACCAGUAGAAACACUCCAUUCAGGAAUACUGAUUCCCAGCCGGGAGCUUCCCAUUGCAUUUCACAGACGAUAA